UGAUGGUGUGGGUUGGGCAAAUAUCCUUAACCCAGCGGAGGUGGAAACGCCUAGUCGGCCUGGACUCUGCAGGCCCAGUGCCGAGUAGCUUAUAACCCACACCAGAAUCGAAAGACGAAAAGAGGGAUAGGGUACCUAUGUGAAGAGAGGAAAGAAGGGGCAGCAGCAACGGCCAUGAACCGGUGGAAGCUAAAGAGAGUGGAGAGAGAUGAACACCGAUAUAACGGCGUCAGUGAAGCCGGAGAACCCGGAGGUGGACCGCAACCUUCCCUUCACCAAGACCGUCGCCAACUUCAACACUCUUGACUACCUUCGCCUCUUCACCAUCACCGGUGUCUCCGUCAUCGUCGGCUACCUCUCCGGGAUCAAGCCCAACAUCCGGGGGCCGUCGAUGGUGACGGGCGGUUUAAUUGGUCUUAUAGGUGGCUUCAUGUACGCGUACCAGAACUCUGCCGGGUGCCUUAUGGGAUUCUUCCCCAACGACGCGGAGGUAGCCCGCUACAAGAACUAGAGAUGGCCAAUUGUAACCCACUUCUUCUUCUUCUUUACUAAACGAGUAAUAUCUGACUCUUUUGGUUGAAUCCGUCGUGGAUUUUCUUCUCAUUGCGGCUGGAUCGCGUUAUGUGGUUAUUGGAAUCCUCGACAUUUUGUUAGGUAUGAGAUCCUAGAUGAACUCUUGUGGAAAUUUUGCUCAUCAGCAGCUUUUGGUGUCGAGCAUUCUAUGCAUCACAAUCCUUGAAUUGUUAGUCUUAUCUGCUUUUGAUGGGCAAUUGCAUGUUGUGACAGUAUUUUUGUGUAAUGGAUGAAUUGUUGAUGGAGUAUUGGACCGUUAAAUUCAUGCUCUAGUCAUUUACCUGAAG
This is a messenger RNA of Elaeis guineensis (African oil palm), 860 nucleotides long. RefSeq lists its product as uncharacterized. The record is from RefSeq and is a predicted model, not a curated record. NCBI's taxonomy places the organism in Eukaryota, Viridiplantae, Streptophyta, Magnoliopsida, Arecales, Arecaceae. Gene Ontology annotation, cellular component: respiratory chain complex I.